GAUUGGCUUUUUAGAAACAAUGCAGUCGCAUAAACAUGCUUCGCAGAAGAGAGAGAACAUGACCAUCUACUCACUGCACGUGUCUGAUGAUUAUACCGAGAAAAUUAUUCGUGGUUACGCCUCACCUAGGAAUCAUUGCAGCGAAACCGUAUCUUCCGGCAGAAGUGGGAAGAUGACGCGCUUUCCGACGUAAGAGACGACCCCACAAAAUGCACUGGCGGUCAAACUUCAGUUGAGAACAUAUAACAUACACAACCCAGUCUAACUGAGCAAAAUGUCAGCUUUAAGUGGUCUGAAUAACUUGUUCUCAUUCACCAAUCCUUUCACCAAGCGACUGUUAGGAUGGAGACAGGGAGACGAAGAGGAAAAAUGGGCCGAAGAGGCUAUUUUGUGGCUCGUUAAGAAACUGAAAAAGAAAAGCGGUGCCUUAGAGGAACUGGAAAAGGCAUUAAGCUGCACUGGCACACGAACGGGAUGCGUUACCAUUCCACGUUCUUUAGAUGGACGUAUUCAGAUUCACCAUCGCAAGGGUUUGCCCCAUGUAUUUUACUGCCGGGUAUGGAGAUGGCCUGAUCUCCGAAGUCACCACGAGUUGAAGGCUCAGGAAUUCUGUGAAUUCCCCUUUAGUGCCAAGAAAGGUGAAGUCUGUGUCAAUCCUUAUCACUACAGCCGAGUGGAAUCUCCAGUACUUCCUCCGGUGAUGGUCCCCCGUUACACGCCAGAGUUUCCAUCGCCCUGCACACUGGCCCCCUUUCAACUGAGACCCGACCCACGCAUGCCAUGCAAUGUCAACUACCCGGACGCAUUCCAAACUUCUUUCCCCUCUAGAUCUGACCAGUUCUCGAAUCAGGGCAGUCAGCACAGUAUACCAAACAGCACCCCUCCCCCGGCUUAUCAGGAAUCUGCAGGAUAUACUAUCCAAUACCGGCCCCAGGAACUCUCAUGUUUGAUGGAUAUGUCUGAUGACAGUAGUCAAGAUGUUCAAGCCGUUUCCUACCAAGAGCCAUCAGAUUCAUGGUGUAAAAUCGUGUAUUUUGAACUAAAUAGCCGAGUAGGAGAAUCAUUUCACGCUUCAAACAUGCACGUAUACGUGGAUGGUUUUACGGAUCCUAACAGCAAUAGCAAUAGGUUCUGCCUGGGUUUGCUAUCCAAUAUAAAUAGAAAUUCCACAAUUGAGAAUACAAGGAAACACAUUGGAAAAGGUCUUCAUCUGUACUACAUCGGCGGGGAGGUGUUUGCAGAGUGUUUGAGCAACAGCAGUAUUUUUGUACAGAGUCGACAAUGCAACUACCGCCACAACUUCCAUGCCACCACUGUUUGCAAAAUUCCGCCGGGUUGCACCUUGAAGAUCUUUAACAACCAAGAAUUUGCCGAAAUGUUGAACCAGGCAGUCCACCAUGGAUUCGAAGCAGUGUACGAAUUGACCAAAAUGUGCACGAUAAGGCUGAGCUUUGUGAAAGGAUGGGGUGCCGAAUAUCAUCGUCAAGAUGUAACAAGCACCCCUUGCUGGAUAGAGAUUCACCUGAACGGACCGCUGCAGUGGCUUGACAGGGUGCUGUCUCAAAUGGGAUCACCCGACCUCUUGAUUUCAUCUGUGUCAUAGCGUGAUUUUAUAGAUGCUAUUUUUCGAAGGGCUCAAGCCAAACUGGUCUGAUCCCCCUUUUUCCGUUAAUAAAGCAAAUCUAUGUUUGAGUAAAG
Messenger RNA from Lingula anatina, 1698 nucleotides. Its product is annotated as SMAD family member 1. The record is from RefSeq and is a predicted model, not a curated record. Gene Ontology annotation, cellular component: heteromeric SMAD protein complex. Lineage: Eukaryota; Metazoa; Brachiopoda; Lingulata; Lingulida; Lingulidae. Gene Ontology annotation, molecular function: DNA-binding transcription factor activity, RNA polymerase II-specific; RNA polymerase II cis-regulatory region sequence-specific DNA binding; I-SMAD binding. Gene Ontology annotation, biological process: regulation of transcription by RNA polymerase II; cell differentiation; anatomical structure morphogenesis.